Molecule: messenger RNA, 5075 nt
Organism: Phascolarctos cinereus (koala)
Lineage: Eukaryota; Metazoa; Chordata; Mammalia; Diprotodontia; Phascolarctidae
Gene: LHX9
Product: LIM homeobox 9
Biological process (GO): neuron differentiation; regulation of transcription by RNA polymerase II
Cellular component (GO): nucleus
Molecular function (GO): DNA-binding transcription factor activity, RNA polymerase II-specific; RNA polymerase II transcription regulatory region sequence-specific DNA binding
Source: RefSeq, a predicted model, not a curated record
AAAUUGGACACAGCUCCAGAAAGCAGCAGUCCCAAAUCCAACCUACAGGCACUGGGAACUUUAAAGCAUCCAGGGACGGCUGAAAAUAGCAUUUCUUUUUCUUUCUUUGUGUUCAAAACUAUUUUCUGUCUCCACCAGAUUUUUUUCUCCCCCCGUUCCAGUUGUUUCCCAUUAGUAAUCCGAUCUCUCCAGAGCAGUAAGAUUCGCCUUCUUCUCCUUCUUUUCCCACCCCCCUGUUUGUUUGUUUUCCGCACAUCUCCUUCAGAAGCUGUUGGUGUUUUUUUCCCCCCUUCAAGAAGUCGGUUUUGCAAUUUGUCUCUUCUUGUUUUCUUUCGUCUUCCUCUCCCCCAGCCCCCUGCCCGCACUCAGUGACCGUCUACAGUGUAGACUUUUUUUGUUUUCUUUUGGAUGAUCUGAGACUCUGGGGUGUCUGUAUAUGGAAAUAGUGGGGUGCCGAGCCGAAGAAAAUACUUGUCCUUUCCGUCCCCCAGCCAUGCUUUUCCACGGAAUCUCCGGGGGCCAUAUCCAGGGGAUCAUGGAAGAAAUGGAGAGGAGAUCCAAGACUGAGUCGCGUCUGGCCAAAGGAGGGCAGAUGAAUGGCAGAGAAGCGAGUAUGCCCCCUAUGAGCCCGGAAAAGCCUGCUUUGUGCGCUGGUUGUGGAGGGAAGAUCUCAGACAGAUAUUACCUGCUGGCCGUUGACAAACAAUGGCACCUGAGGUGUCUUAAGUGCUGUGAAUGUAAACUGGCUUUGGAGUCAGAGCUCACCUGCUUUGCCAAGGAUGGCAGCAUUUACUGCAAGGAGGAUUACUACAGAAGGUUCUCCGUGCAGAGAUGUGCCCGCUGCCACCUUGGGAUCUCGGCUUCCGAGAUGGUUAUGAGAGCCAGGGAGUCUGUCUAUCACCUGAGCUGUUUCACCUGCACUACCUGCAACAAGACUCUGACUACCGGCGAUCACUUUGGCAUGAAGGAUAAUCUGGUUUACUGUCGGGCCCAUUUUGAGACCCUCUUACAAGGAGAAUACCCCCCGCAGCUUAGCUACACCGAGUUAGCGGCUAAGAGCGGCGGGUUGGCACUGCCUUACUUCAACGGCACUGGCACUGUCCAGAAAGGGAGGCCCAGAAAAAGAAAGAGCCCGGCCCUCGGAGUGGACAUCGUCAAUUACAACUCAGGUUGUAAUGAAAAUGAGGCGGAUCAUUUGGACAGAGACCAGCAGCCUUAUCCCCCGUCCCAGAAGACCAAGCGCAUGCGUACCUCCUUCAAGCACCACCAGCUCCGGACCAUGAAAUCCUACUUUGCUAUAAACCACAACCCGGACGCCAAGGACCUCAAGCAGCUUGCCCAGAAAACGGGCCUGACCAAAAGAGUUCUGCAGGGAGAACAAAUCUUGGGGCAUUACAGCCAAACAUCCCGACGUUUGAAAAUUCCCUAAAGUAUUAAAAGAAGGGGAAAAGUUUGAUCGGAAAUCCACUGCAGUGAAGACAAAGACAAUAUUAGGUUAUGAUAAUCAUACAUUAAAAAAUAUAUUGAGCCAAAAAAAAAAGAGAGAGAGAGACUUAAAUGUCAAUUCCUGAAUGUUAAAAUUUAUGUUCUUUAUGACAUCUAAUACAAAUGAAGGCUUACAAAAUUGUGUGGUUUAAAACAAAAGUUAGAUAAGCUAUGUAUAAACCAGAGCAACCUGGCAGUAAUAUACCCUACCCAUGUUGGAAGACAAUUAUUCCUUUAAAAAAUUAAAAAUAUAGCAACAACACAUUUGCCAAGCACAAAUACUUGUAAAAUAAAAUCCAAAUACAUGCAUUCCACCUGCUUGCUAACGUGUACUACUCAUAUAUGUUAAAUGGCAUUUUUGUAAAUUUAAAGAAAAACUAUCACUCAUUUAAGAGCAUAAGGAUCAGAACUAAGUAAUUUUAGUAUUAUUGUUAAUUAUUUCUUUUUCUAAAAGCCGAAAAAUCUGCAUGCACUUUUACAUCUGUCACUUAUAGUGUACAUUUCUGUAUGAUGACUUCUCUUUGAUGUUUCUUGUACAAUAAAUAGCUUUCAUGAAUAAACAUUUUAUUUGAUGCAAACAUAGUUAACUUUAUGUAAACACACCUAAUCUAGCUGUUGAAACUAACUUAGAAUAUUUUGGACACUGUCUUAAAAGGCAGGAUGGUAAACUUCAAAUUUGUUAUACCCAGAGGGGGAAAAAAAUCCAAAUAAUGAAAACAACAAGGUGGCAUUAUUGUAGCUUAGUGUAAAACGAUUUCCUUGGACUUUAAUGUUUCAUGACUUACUUUCAUUUGUUGUAUGCAAUUGAAACAUGUACCUAAAAUAAAAAUAAAGACAGAGGAAACCCAAACAACAAUAAGAGAAAUAAAUCUCUGAAAAAGAAUAGCAUGUGUAAAAGCAUCAGCAACUUUUUAAAAAAAAGAAUAUUAGGACAAAAUCUAUGGAUUCUUGAUAAGUUUACAUGUUCACUAUGCAAUGAACAAAUUUAUUGACAUAAAAUAUAUUAAUUAUGAAAGGAUCUGAUCUUUGCACAGUCCAAUUUACAUAUGAUUUUACAAGCAAAAAUGAAUGGAAAAAUAAACCAUUAUUUAGUAAUGAGGGUUUUUUUAAUUGUUAGAAGGAGUAUUUGCAGAAAGAAUUUUUUAAAAAACUAUUCAUAUUUAGCUGUAUAUCCAAAGUAUAUGUUAAACAAAUUAACAUAUAAAAUACUUUCCGGAAAUUUUUUUCAUUAAGAUGAAAUUUUUAUUAUAUACAAAUGAACCCUAUGUAAAUGAUGUAACUUUUAUGAAUAAUUAUGACAGACAUUAAAUAUUUCACCUGUAUUCUCAGUAUUUGAAUGUUUUCUUAAAUGCUUUUCAUCUUAUGGAUACCAAAAAAGAAAAAAAGAAAAGAAAAAGAAAGGACAAAAGAAAGAGAGAAGCUCUUAAGAAGAAGGCAACAUAACAUAGACUAUUCUGAGAGAUCUUGAAACAUGCUGGUUUUGUCAGUAACUAGAAUGUUUAUGCUUCAGUGAAACCUUAUCCACAAUUAUAGCUGUUUAAAUAGAUUUUAGAAAUACACUUCAUGCCAGUUAAUUCAAAUUCUUGUUCUACAGAGAUACCCUUCUCCUGCGUCACUCACCUGUGACAGUUUGAUUUAGAAAUAUCUUGGCACCUCUCAUGGUUCUAUCGAUGUUUAAAUAUUUGUCUGGUAAAUUAAAUGAGGGAAAGAACCAAAGGAGAAAGGGCUUAUUGGGAAAUUUUCUGAAAAAACAUCUGGAAAAACAACUCAAUGUAACAUUAAUUUUAAACAGAACAUUUUGCAAAAAGCAAGGAGAACUAAUUAAGCAGGUUGGAUGUGUAGAAAUCAUAUGAUUCAAAAUUGGAAGGACUAUUGUGGUUUUCAGUAUUAGAGAGCAGUUCUUAGAGUCUGGGCAACUGCCUACUUCUUGAAUUGGAGUGAGAAUGGAAUGAUGUGAACUUCUCAGGUGGGAGCAGCACAGGAAGUUUUCGUAGCUUCUGCAUCUAGACUGCGAACUGGGAAAAGAGCUGAGGACAGCCUUAUCUUUUAGCAAGUUAAUCUUAGGUAGGGGGAAAAAAAGCUUCACUGAGAUUCCUGAAUAUUACUGGAGAUAAUAGUGGUUGAGUUGGACCUUUUGAUAUUAAAUAACAUUUUAAAUCACUAAAAUAAUGGAUGGCUUUUUGAAAGGGCUGAUAAGAGCUUCAAAAUAUUUCUGAAAAUUUGAUAAUUGAUAGCCUAAAAGGGAAAGUUUUACUGUGUCCAAAUUCCAAUGGAAGUCACUUGAAGUGUUCUGGCAAUAUCAUGUAUUUAAAUAAUCUUUCUUUCAAAGAGCUCAAGGCAUUUAAUAAAUCCCUUAUAAACAUCUCAUUUUCCCUUCAAGAUGUCCCUGUGUGGGGUAUAAACAUGGAUAUCCAUUAUGAAUUGCCUGAUUCAUCAGUAGUGAGCAGGAAUUGGAUAUUUGGAGUGAUGUUAUUUUAAGUUCUUGUAUUAGGCGUAAUUACACCAUUAUUAUGGAAAUGCAUUUAUUAAGCAAUUACUGGUAUGGUUGUUUCGCAAGGCACUAUAGCUUACAUUUAAAAUAAUAAUAUUUUGACAAUGAAAUAAAACUGUUGGACUUCCUUGUAGAGAGCUUCUUUAUUCAAUGGAAUAUUCAACACUAUUUAAAUUUUGCAGACAGAAAUCUCUAAGCACCAGAAAUAAGUAGAGGAAAUUAAAAUUUACCCCAAGUAGAAGAAACUGCAGCAUACUUUCUGUGAAACUAGAAGUAUAUGACAAUAUUUUAUUCACACAUUUUUUGUCUCUCCAUUCCAUUGUCUUAAUUGUUAGGAACAAAUUCCAACUUUUCAAAUAAAUAAAACAUUGUGCUUUAUCUUUUAAAUUUUAUCUUUAAACUUUGUGCAUCUAUCUUUGUUUUAUUGCCAGUGUCGCACAUAAGGCAUUAUUUUCUUUGCUUGUGUCCCUGCUUUUCAAGCAUUUCAUUGAACUCUCCUAUGGACCCUUCUUUUAGGAGAAUGGCAUUAAUUUCUCUUAUUUUUCCAGUUGUUGCUUCAUUUUUUUCAAAUUUAUCAUUUUAAGGCAAUGUAUUAUUUUUAUUGCCCUCUUGAAAGAUUUGCUUUGAUUUCCUAUAUUGUCAUAACAAAAGGAUCAGAAUUGUGCAUGGUACUCUAGGAAAAGUCUGUGAAUAUGGUGUAAGUAAUGAUAACUCACAUUUAUUUAGUGUUAUGUUCUCUGCAAAUGACUUUCUUUUUCAACUGUGCUGCAAAGUGAAUCUUCAUUUUUAUUUAUGAUUGCUCCUCAAUUCUCCCAUUUCUUUGGGAGUUCUUUAGAUAGUCAAUCUUACAUCUUCCCUACAUUUUUCUGAAUCCAACUUCUUAAUUUAUAUUUCUUUAUACUUGACGAUCUCAUACUAGUAUGGAUGGCAAUCUAGAGAUGAAAGGUUUGGAUAUCUGUUCUAAGAAGUUCCUGCUGUACAUCUACGUGUGCUUUCUCCUCACAUUUUAGGAUUGUCAGGAAUGAUUUCCUUCCCCUCCCCUGGAUUUUAUGUUACAUCUUGCAUGAUCUUAAAAGUUAUCUUAAAAACGAUAAAUGGA